Messenger RNA from Emericellopsis atlantica, 2748 nucleotides. Its product is annotated as serine-threonine rich protein. NCBI's taxonomy places the organism in Eukaryota, Fungi, Ascomycota, Sordariomycetes, Hypocreales, Bionectriaceae. The transcript has a single exon. Bases 1 to 2748 code for a protein of 915 amino acids. The record is from RefSeq and is a predicted model, not a curated record.
AUGGAGUCACUCCAUCGCAGGCUCUGGGAGGACCACCCAAAGACCGGCGAUUGCAAGGAAAGCGUCAACCUCUCCAACAAUAAGGGCAGCCACAAGGGUAGAAAGCCUGACGUCGAACAAGUUAUAGCUUCGUGGAUUGAGACACCGUUUCGUUGCGCCAGCAAAGCUCAGGGCAAGCCACGCAAUGAUUGGGAUCAGGUCUCCGCGGAACAAAGAAAACAUGAUUCCGAGCCGUGGAAGACGCCAUUGAAAAGCAUCCGCAAUUACUUGUCUACGAAUCGAUCGCCCAAAGAAUCAACUGCUGACCGUACGCCGGAUGCCACUACUUCGUUCGACGACAACAACACGAAGAUUGAUCCGAUUACGAAUCGCCGUGUACCAGCGAGGAACAGCAAACCUUCGAAAGCAUCAUUCACACCCAAAUUCGACGACGUUGAUCAGCAACCGAAUCUACAAGCAACUGCUGCGGAAUGCGAGGACACCCAACGCUACAGUGCGGCGAGGUGGAAUGAGCCGGAUGGCCUACCAACCAAGAGCACUGAGGAGAAGUCCAAGGAAUACCAAGACUUGGGCCGUUACGAGCAAACUCGAUGGAAUGAAACAGAAACACUGCCGAGAAAAUCUCCAGAGGAAAUAAGCAAGGCUUAUCCAGACCUCGACAAGUAUGGGUCUAUGCAAUGGAGCGAGUCGGACCGCGUGCAAGAAGCCACACCGGAGGAGAUCACAAAACAGUACGAUGAUCUUGACCAGUACGGUGCCGUCAAAUGGAACGAGCCGGAUGGUCUGUCGAAGCCUACUGCGGAAGAGCGUUCAAAGGACUACGAGGAUCUCGGCAGUUACGGUGCUAACAACUGGAAUGAGCCGGAUGGUUUACGCCAGCUCACCCCCGAGGAAGAGUCGCGAAAGUACAAAGAUCUCGCUACAUACGACGGCCCUCGCACAGUCGACAAUCCGAUUCUUACCGAAUACGAAGCCGCGCAGAACGCCACGAAUAUUAAAGGCAACGCUCUUCCGCCCAAGAUCGAAGUGACAUCGGAAGAUCCUGCGACGGAAUACAAAGACUUGGAUGCCUACAAGCCUGUCUAUUGGAAUGAGCCUGAUGGUUUGCGCAAGUUGACGCCCGAGGAAGAGUCGAAGAAGUAUGAUGACUUGAGUUCUUACGAGGCUGUACGAUGGAACGAGCCUGAUGGAUUACCUCAACCCACUUCUGAGGAGGCGACACGGCAGUACAAGGAUCUGCGUGAUUACGCGCCCAAGACGUAUGACGGUACAGAGUGUCGUUCUCCCCGUCUGCAUCCUGAAGAGGCGUCCAAAGAAUAUCAGGAUUUAGGUUCCUAUGGCCCAGUCCGGUGGAACGAGCCGGACGGUCUUCAGAAGCUCACUGCAGAGGAGGAGUCCAAGUUUUAUUCGGACCUGGCCAAGUAUUCUGCAAGGGAGAUUCCCGAAACGUCUUCGAGAACACAUCCUGAAGAAGCUUCAAAAGCGUACGAUGACCUUUCUAUGUACGGCUUCGUAGCCGACGGAUCUGAGCAGGCGCACAAUGGUCGGUCCGGUAGCCCGACCCAGCACCAUGACGAAUCUGCCCGCCGUCAACCCGAAGACUAUUCGAUGCCCACGCCAAAUUCUGAGCUAGAGUCGUUGUCUGCCGAGGAAAUCCGCGCCAAUGUUCUGCGUAGGGCGCACGAAAGCAGUCAGAAGCAGAAGGAAGGCGACGUCCCUGCGACAAAACUGACUGGGAACUACGUUCGCGACUUUCCCGAGGAGUUCACGACAUCCUGGAGCACGCACAACUCGAGCUCCAAGAGCGCCUUGUUCCCAAGCAACAAGACUUGCGAAGGCGAAGGCAAGGAAGAUGCUUUCCCUGGCGAGGCGGAAGCUUGUUCUAUGGACGAGAGCUUCCCGACUGAGCAGGCUCGUUUGGAGCCUGCGCUCGACCGCCAUGCACGCAGGAGGUCGUUGCCCGAGGCCAGUUGGACUCAACAAGAUCCUUACUCUAAGGUUGCCCAAGGUCUCGAAACGAGCUAUCGCAACGAGGUCGGGGCUGCUACCAUGUCCCCCAUAGCUAAGCACUACGGAAGCCAUGAUUCUGCAGCAUCCGUCACGACACCUCACAGCGCACCACAGCUCUGGCACUACAAGAUUUUGGCAUACGACCAGCAGAACGAUUCGGUCCGUAUGGUGGAGACGACAUCGGCUGUCGAAGACACAAGUCGCCCGCAGACACCUGGAGAUAUCAUCCCGCGUCUCUCCAAUCCAGCCCGAUUCAUGUCCUACUUUGCCACACUAGAAGACCAGGGGUACGAACUGCUUUCAGGAUCAGACAACACGUUGGUCUUUCGAAGGGUCCGUGAGGCCAGGACUGGCGCUGCAACCGCUGCUGAAGAUACAAAUCCCGGCCCAAAGAUCAACCCCAUCGACCUGAUGGGGCAACCCGUCACAGGCAACUUUGCCAGCCCUACUGGCUUCGUUAACUACGAUUCCAUUGCAGAGGAGAAGGUCCACAAGCCGGCGCCACCCUUCCGCUCCCUUGCUGACGACCACAGGGAAGAGACGGGUUCUAACGACGUCAGGACAUCUGAUCAGGUGUCCAAGAAGAACAAGAAGAAUACAUUGGCGAGGAAUCUGGUGAUUGGCACGGCAUGGGCUGGCGGCACAGCUUGCGCUCUUGGGGUCGUAGGGGAGUACUUCGCCUCUAGAGGAGCACCACCCAGACCAGGCGUUGCUCCCGAUACGCGCGGCACAAAGUGA